UAUAAAUUAAAUAUUUUAUAUAUUGAUGUUUCAAGUUUGAAAGUAUGACGUUUUCAGUAUCGACUACUGUUUUAUAUGAGGUUAGAGAAGACGCGAUGUCUUUCAAUAUUGAGUAAAAUAGAAAUAAAUAUUUAUAGCAUGUUGUAUUUAACAAGAUAUUCUAUAUCAACAAUAACAAGAAACAGCAUAAUAAGAUCUCUACCAAUUAAAAAAAAUUUAUAUACAAAUACUCCAAAAUCAGUAGUUACAAAUUCAACCUUUACUUUCAUAAAAAGGAAUUCCAAUUUGUAUAAGGAUUUAAUUAAAAAUGAUGGCAUUAUUGCAAGGGGCUUUGCAACAAAAUCAACUGAAAAAUCAAAUAAAUCUGUUGGAAAAUGGUUAUUAACUUGCAGUGGCAUGGUUUUUGUAGCUGUCAUACUAGGAGGUAUAACAAGACUUACAGAAUCAGGUUUAUCCAUGGUUACUUGGAAAUUACUUGGUGAAAAAAUGCCUACCACUGAAAGACAAUGGCAUGCAGAAUUUGAACGUUACAAGCAAUUUCCUGAGUAUAAGAUCAAUAAUCAAAAUAUGACAUUAGAAGAAUUUAAACGUAUUUGGUGGAUGGAAUAUUUGCACAGAAUGUGGGGACGUUUGAUAGGUGCUGUAUUCAUAGUUCCAGCAACUUAUUUCUGGGCAAAAGGUAUGCUAACACGAGGCAUGAAGAUCCGAGUAGCUGUUUUGGGAUCAUUAAUUGGCUUGCAAGGGCUUAUGGGUUGGUAUAUGGUUAAAUCGGGCCUGGAAAAUCGUUUCGUGGAACCAUCAGAUAUACCCCGUGUUUCACAGUAUCGCCUGGCUACACAUUUAGGAAUGGCAUUUAUUAUAUAUACAGGAUUUUUAUAUAAUGCUUUGGAUUAUUUAAUACCUGCUCAAAAAAUAAAUCUUGAUAAUUCAAAUGCUGACAUUAAUAAUCUAAAGUCGAAGUUGAAGAGAUUUAGAAUGUUAGUUCACUGGACAAAGGGAUUGGUUUUUUUUACCGCUUUGUCUGGAGCUUUCGUUGCAGGCAUGGAUGCAGGUCUUAUUUAUAACACAUUCCCAAAAAUGGCAAAUAAAUGGAUACCAGAUGAUAUAUUUACAUUAUCACCUUUGUUGAAAAAUUUCACGGAAAAUCCAACUACUGUACAAUUCGAUCAUAGAAUACUGGGUAUCACAACUUUAUCAUUAAUAACUUAUAUUGCAACCGUAUCUCGCAAAUAUAAACUUCCUGGAAAUGCAAAGAAAGCUGUUACAGCUGUACUUUGUGCUGGUUAUUUGCAAGUAUUAUUAGGAAUUUUGACAUUAGUACAUCAUGUACCUGUAUCACUAGGUGCGUGUCAUCAAUCUGGCAGUCUCAUAGUUUUGAGUACAAUGAUAUGGCUGUGUCAUGAAUUAAAAUAUUUGAAAUACAUAUUGAAAUAAAUUUAUGAUAUCGUA
Molecule: messenger RNA, 1449 nt
Organism: Frieseomelitta varia
Lineage: Eukaryota; Metazoa; Arthropoda; Insecta; Hymenoptera; Apidae
Product: cytochrome c oxidase assembly protein COX15 homolog
Exons: 6
Coding region: 76-1434 (452 amino acids)
Biological process (GO): heme A biosynthetic process
Cellular component (GO): mitochondrial inner membrane
Molecular function (GO): oxidoreductase activity, acting on NAD(P)H, heme protein as acceptor
Source: RefSeq, a predicted model, not a curated record